UAAUCAAUAACACAAAUAAAAAGGUGAAAAGAUUUCAUAGAUUAGAUUCGAGUGUGGUGUCGCAGCAUUACACCUGUUUUUAUAUAUGACACGAGGAACAUGGCGGAAUGACCUGCUCAACGUCAGGAAACACUGGAAGAACAUGCUCAGCAACCGAAACCAAACAUCCCGAAAACCUGCGACGCCUCGUCAGACCGCUCAGAUCCUCAUGAUGGCGCUCACUCUGGGUCAUCACUAACAACAGAUAAAAUAAGUUUGUAUUCAGACUCAAAUGCAUAAAAUUCCAGCCCCAGAGAAGGAGAGAGAUGAGCAAGCCAAACCAUCUGAAAUUUGACCUUUGACUGUGGGGUCAAACCGUGACCUCAGCAACAUUAAAUCUGAAUGAUGUUCUGUAGCAGUCAAAUGAAAAGCUAUAAGGAAAAAACACAAACUCGGGAAAUAAUAAAAUAUUAAAAAGAACAAAAUGAAAAGAGAAAUUGAAAUAAAAACCUUCAGAUUUCAUCAGACUGUACAUGGCUCCACCCCCGUCACCUGUGAUGAAAUGACUGUUUUCAUGCAGAGUCCAGAUUUCUCAGUACUAAAGUAAAAGUACCUCAAAGGAGUACUUCACAGUACACUAAACGUUACUUUCCAGACUGAAGUCAGAUGAAUACAUCAGCAGAGAUCAGUCUGAAUCCUUUAACGAGUUUUAUUACAUCAUCACUCCUUCAGCCAAUCAGUGAGCUGGGGCCUGCUGGGUGCUGCUUUGGAGUCACAAGUGCUGAACCAGGAUCAGCCUCUAAUCUCACCUCAGAUUAGCUGCAGAGUCCUGCAGUACUCGCAGAACACACGCCAUUUACACGCCACGCCACACGCAACAUGUCACUCAGCGGCGCUGCAGCCAGCAGCCCCCCCUGGAGGAACCACAGCUUCAUCCUGGGAGGGGGGCGAGAUCCCCCCCUGACCGACCAGGGGGAGACCAUCAUAGGAGUCUACCUACUGCUGCUGGGAUGGAUGUCCUGGUUCGGAAACAGCAUCGUCCUCUUCGUCCUCUACAGGCAGAGAGCCUCACUGCUGCCCACCGACUACCUAACCUUUAACCUCGCCGUCUCAGACGCCAGCAUUUCCGUGUUCGGAUACUCCAGAGGAAUCAUCGAGAUCUUCAACGUCUUCCAGGAUAGCGGCUACCUCAUCUCCUCCAUCUGGACCUGCCAGGUGGACGGGUUCUUCACGCUGGUGUUCGGUCUGAGCAGCAUCUACACGCUGACCGUGAUCAGCAUCACACGCUACAUCAAAGGAUGCCACCCAAGCCGAGCGCAUUACAUCACCAGGACCAGUGUGUUCGUGUGCCUGUUGCUCAUCUGGAUCUCAGCUGGAUUCUGGUCAGGGGCGCCGCUGCUCGGCUGGGGCAGCUACACAGAUCGCGGCUACGGGACCUGUGAGAUUGACUGGGCCAAGGCAAACUACUCGAGCGUCUACAAGUCCUACAUCGUCUCCAUCUUUGUGUGCUGCUUCUUCGUCCCCGUGCUCGUCAUGCUGUUCUGCUACGUUUCCAUCAUCAACACGGUGAAGCGAGGCAACGCGCUGUCGGCUGAGGGAGACCUGACCGACCGCCAGCGGAAGAUCGAGAGAGACGUGACCGUCGUUUCCAUAGUGAUCUGCACGGCCUUCAUCCUGGCCUGGUCACCGUACGCCGUGGUGUCCAUGUGGUCCGCCUGGGGUUUCCACGUGCCCAACCUCACCAGCAUCUUCACCCGCCUCUUUGCCAAAUCUGCCAGUUUCUACAACCCACUCAUCUACUUUGGUCUCAGCUCCAAAUUCCGCAAAGAUGUGGCGGUCCUGCUGCCGUGCACGCGUGACGCCAAAGACACCGUCAAGCUGAAGCGUUUCAAACCCAAGGUUGACGGUCGCCUUGCCACAGGAGGCGGAGCCAGAUUCAAAGUUCCUCUGAGCCGGCCUGAAAAGAAGUACUCGUUAGUGAACCAUCCCCAUGAGGCCCCGACCGCGGACUCGGGAGCAGUGAGUCCACCAUCCACGCCGCCACCCGUCAACAAGGAGGUGUUCUACAUCAACAUGCCCCGCCCCUCUGAGACCAGUUCUGGCUUUGAAUGCGAGAGACUCUGAUGGACGACUGAAAUGGUCAAUCGAUCCUCGUUAAGUCUGGUCUAUAGAGACUCCGCCCCAUCGAGUGCUCACAUCGUUCUAUUUGGUGAGCAAGGAGUGGAGGUUAGUGUUAGACACCUGUGUGUGACCACGAGGAGAGGAAGAGCCCAUAAAACCCUGAUGAUGUUUUAUAUAAAGUCUCAGUUUUGAUAACCACUCAGUGUGAAUUUGAUUGAGUCACAUGUUUCAAUAAAGUUUUUUUAGG
Messenger RNA from Oreochromis niloticus (Nile tilapia), 2347 nucleotides. It is a transcript of the gene opn6a, whose product is annotated as opsin 6, group member a. The record is from RefSeq and is a predicted model, not a curated record. Gene Ontology annotation, cellular component: membrane. Gene Ontology annotation, molecular function: G protein-coupled receptor activity. The transcript is spliced from 6 exons. The coding region runs from base 859 to 2103 and encodes 414 amino acids. Gene Ontology annotation, biological process: G protein-coupled receptor signaling pathway. NCBI's taxonomy places the organism in Eukaryota, Metazoa, Chordata, Actinopteri, Cichliformes, Cichlidae.